Molecule: messenger RNA, 2175 nt
Organism: Dothidotthia symphoricarpi CBS 119687
Lineage: Eukaryota; Fungi; Ascomycota; Dothideomycetes; Pleosporales; Dothidotthiaceae
Product: UEV-domain-containing protein
Exons: 5
Coding region: 9-1772 (587 amino acids)
Biological process (GO): protein modification process; endosome to lysosome transport; protein transport
Cellular component (GO): ESCRT I complex
Molecular function (GO): ubiquitin binding
Source: RefSeq, a predicted model, not a curated record
CCUCGAGCAUGGCCGUGCCUGAGAAAGUGCUGAACUGGCUGUACAGCGUCCUCACCAGUGAAUAUGCAGACGUGAACCGGACUUACCACGACGCCGCCGAAGCUCUAUCCCACUACCCAUCGCUAUCCCCGCGAACCGAAGUGUACACAUAUGAAAAUGGAGCCUCGGCGCUCCUGCUGCUCCUCAGCGGCACGCUGCCCGUCACCUUUCGCGGCGCAACAUACGGCUUCCCGGUGGCGGUAUGGGUGCCUCAGGCCUACCCUCGAGAAUCACCGCUGGUAUAUGUCACGCCGUCGCAGGACAUGAUUGUGAGGGCCGGCCAGCAUGUCAGCGGAGACGGGAGGAUCUAUCAUCCGUAUCUGGCGCAAUGGGCAAAGUACUGGGACAAAUCCACCUUGUUCGAUUUCCUGGCUGUCCUGCGGGGCGUCUUUGCGAAAGAACCGCCUGUGCGCUCCAGACAGCAGCCGCCACAACAGCAAGGUGCGCCGGUGCAGUCGGUUCCUCCACCACUCCCCCCGCCACCGGCAGAAUGGCAACACUCGUUGCAAGGCACACCAGGUGCAUCGCCUUCGCCGGGCUUGUCCAACAAAGCGCCUGCGCCGCCUCCCAAACCACCCAAGCCGUAUGAGCAGAAUGCAUCAACCCCCCAAGCGCAGCCAGAUCGAUACUCGCAGCCGCCUCCACUGCCCCCUCACCCAUCCCAGCACACCCAGUCGCCGCAGCGCUAUCAGCAGCCUCAAAGAAACAGCCAUGCUGCCCCACCGAACUGGCAGCACCCAGGUCCUCCAGCUGUGCACAGCGCGUCGCAGCGGCAACCAAACUAUGCCAUGGGUCCGGCUACACCAGUACCACAACAGCCACGACCACAAGUACAACCUCAGGGGUACGCGCCUAGUCCAUACGAUUUGGGAAGCCCUGUGAGCCCCAUUACCCCUGACGAGCAAAGGUCGGCAUCUCGUUAUAUCGGACCAACGUCCCAACAGCCCUCUGCUAGUAUCCCCCAGUCACGCCAACACCAGGGGCCGCCCACGCAACUACACCAGCAGUACGGUCAGCCUCUGCACCCCCAGCAGCAGUACCAACAACCUCCUCAAGGGUAUCCACCGCAGCAUCAUACCCAGUAUCAGGCAAACCCACAACACCAGCCUCAGUCAAUCCCACAAGCCCGUAAGCCUCCCAUCGAUCUCCUGGACGAUUCACUCGAAGUCACAAUACCCUCACAAAAAGGCAACCAGGCUCCGCUCCCCGUACCCCCCGUUCCGCCAAACCCCCAAAAAGAUGCUCUCCUCACUGCGCUCAGCCAAACGCUGGUUUUACAAAUCCAUCAAACAGUAUCCUCCAACAUAUCCGCCAUUACGCCUCUUCGUACACAACAAGCCGCUCUCCAAUCUGCACAUUCUCGCCUGCAAGCCGAGCUAGGCGAGCUACAGCAGCUCGACGCGGCGCUCGCUUCCAACGAGCACGUCCUAAAAGGCGCAAUGGUCGAAGCAGAUCGCGUCAUGGAGGACGCGCGACAGCGCAAGGCCCCGGAUGUUGACGAUGUGCUUGUUGCGCCUACCGUGGUGGGCGGGCAGCUGUAUGUGCUUGCUGCAGAGGAGAAGGGGAUUGCGGAUGCGUUGUUUAUGCUAGGGAGAGCGUUGGAUAAGGGGAGGAUUGGCGCGGAUGUUUUCGUCAAGCAAACGAGGAGCUUGGCCCGCGAGCAGUUCUUGAAGAAGGCGCUCAUUAAGAAGAUUGCAAAGGGCAUGGCGUUGGAUGAUUUUAAGAUGCGGUGAGUCUGGUACUGUUAGUCGAGGACUUGUAGAAAACAUGCAUGUCAUGAAAGUCGAUGGACCAGAUGCAUGCAUCAUUUGCUGAGUUCACAUAUAGCAACGUGCGAAGUCUUUGAGUAACAAAACGUUGUAUUCUCAGCUAUGGGAGCAGACAGCCUAUAUAAAGCCCAAGCUCUGUCUCUGGGCCCACGUUGAUAUAGGAAAUGGGGUAUCAUUGUUGAAGAAACCUCCCAAACACCGGUUGAACUCCUGAUGAUUUGAUCCGUAUGGUUGAAGCGGAUCGUAACAUGCGCCCAUUCUUACUUAGCAUUUCUUACGCCUCGGGUUUCUUCUCGGCCCCAUAUCCACCUUUUCCUUCGAGGUUCUCAUAUGUCUUGCCCUGCCCACUGAGACCGUUCCUUGGGCC